Neohortaea acidophila is the source of this 492-nucleotide messenger RNA. RefSeq lists its product as uncharacterized. Lineage: Eukaryota; Fungi; Ascomycota; Dothideomycetes; Mycosphaerellales; Teratosphaeriaceae. The record is from RefSeq and is a predicted model, not a curated record. The transcript has a single exon. The annotation marks the transcript as partial.
AUGAACCAUGUUACCCCACUCCCACCCUCCGUCACGAGAGAAGCCGCCAUCGCGCAUCUGCACAACCACCGCCAGAUGAUCCAGCUCAAUCCACUCGUCCUGCGACACGAACUCACCACGCCCCACGAUAGUGCGACGCCCGAUGAGGCGAAAGAGAUGGUGUGGUAUGAAAUCACGGAUAUGAUCACCUAUGUGCCUUAUACCCCCAUCAAAGGCGAGGUCAGCUACAAGGCCGGCUUCUACGAUAUUCCCACUGGCCUUCAGACGCACACAUUCGCCGCUGGCGGCGUUGACAUUCGAGGCCGCUGGACCGUUGGGGGUAACGCGCCGGGAGAACCGAGGGAGGAGGUCGAGAUUGGCUCGAACAAGCCGCGCGAUGGUCUGUACAUCCAAGAGGUGGUGGACCUCAAGUGCAGCGUGUUCCUUACCAGCUUUGUCAAGCGAAAUCUGAAAAAGUCGCAUGCCACACUCUGUGACAGCAUCAUCGAGAAG